GCUCCAGCCAUCGACAUGCAGGCCGCCCGAAUUAAGGCAGCAGCACGACUCGCCUGCCUGCAGGUAUCCGCCAACAUUCCCACAACGAUGGCGGCAGUUCUUCUCAGACACAGCUGGCGUGUAUGCUAAACCCAUCAGUCACCGCCCUAGGGACCCUGUUGGCAGCGAGGGCACCCCGGAACUGCGUGAACCAGCGUCAACCAUGGCUGGCCGCUCCGCGUUCUUCGCAUCACCGCCCAACAAAGUUUCUGCUCUAGAGGUGCAGAUUCCCAGUCUCCACCCGGACCUUCGUGGAGAGUACGACCGAAUUUCCGACACCUCCGGCUGUCCGUCUCAAGCCCGUCCUCACUCUGGCACGGCCAGCUCAGAAGUCUCAAGUGCCUCGAAGCAGCACAGGAACAAAAAGAAGAAACAGCGACUCACACUCCAGCAGACAACGCGCGCCCUCAACCUCGGACGCUUCGCCUACAAUGCCGGUGCCGGUGGACUGCUCCCCGCUCCCGCGCCCGGUUCGAAGACGACCACUACUCGCGGCGGGCAGAAAAAGGUCGCUGCUGCUGCCAACGGCACAGGGAGCAGCAAGAAGAAGCCCCGUGCUCAGGCGAGAAAGGAGGAGGCACUCCGAGCCAGGAGUGCCUUUGCUCGAGCGGUACAGCACCAUCGGGCGAAGCGGGGCGGCAAGGACUGAAGAUGGCUUUUUUUUUUCCGGCAUUCGGGCCCCUUGCCUCCUGGAAGCGAGGCUUGCAAUCGGCGUAGUUGACCUUGGGAGGGGAUUGGCUAACGGUGUGUGGAGAGCUGAGCUGAUUGCGUGAUACCGGUGCUAUGUGUGCAUUUGC
Thermothielavioides terrestris NRRL 8126 is the source of this 836-nucleotide messenger RNA. RefSeq lists its product as uncharacterized. The record is from RefSeq and is a predicted model, not a curated record. Lineage: Eukaryota; Fungi; Ascomycota; Sordariomycetes; Sordariales; Chaetomiaceae. The transcript has a single exon. The coding region runs from base 203 to 688 and encodes 161 amino acids.